Messenger RNA from Podarcis raffonei (Aeolian wall lizard), 2487 nucleotides. It is a transcript of the gene NF2, whose product is annotated as NF2, moesin-ezrin-radixin like (MERLIN) tumor suppressor. The record is from RefSeq and is a predicted model, not a curated record. Lineage: Eukaryota; Metazoa; Chordata; Lepidosauria; Squamata; Lacertidae. Gene Ontology annotation, molecular function: actin binding; cell adhesion molecule binding. Bases 389 to 2161 code for a protein of 590 amino acids. The transcript has 17 exons. Gene Ontology annotation, biological process: positive regulation of early endosome to late endosome transport; regulation of organelle assembly; regulation of gliogenesis. Gene Ontology annotation, cellular component: filopodium; adherens junction; plasma membrane.
UCCCCCAAACAUUUAUUUACAUAUCCUCUUCCCCUGCCAUUUUGAAAGAAGAGGUGUCCUUAUUUCCAUUUAUCCUUUAACACCCCUAUACACAUUCUUUUGACAGAGGAGAUAAGCGCAGAGGGGCACAGACAAGUCCUAGAGACUUGUUAGAUGUCCUGCUGACCCAUUAGCUUUUUCCUCCCGCCCCACAACACCCCAGAAAAGCCAGGAAGGGUGAAGUAGUUCUCUGAGGUUUCUCUCAUUUGACCCCUCAGUGUUUGCAUCUUGCAUCUCAGUAGAGGGGUCCCCCUCAAGCAGUCCUCCCAUUGUUGGGAACGUUUCCCUGAAGUUAGGAGGGAACGAUUGCACCCUUUGGGAGCUGGGGUGGCUCUCCAGGGCUUUCGUCAUGGCUGGUGCCAUUGCAUCGCGCAUGAGUUUCAGCUCACUGAAGAGAAAGCAGCCCAAGACCUUCACAGUGCGGAUUAUCACCAUGGAUGCUGAGAUGGAGUUCAACUGCGAGGUCAAGUGGAAAGGAAAGGACCUGUUUGACCUGGUGUGCAGGACACUGGGACUCCGCGAAACGUGGUUCUUUGGGCUGCAAUACAUGAUCAAAGACACAAUGGCGUGGCUCAAGAUGGAUAAGAAGGUCCUGGACCACGAUGUUCCAAAGGAGGAGCCGGUCACUUUUCACUUCCUGGCCAAGUUUUACCCAGAGAACGCAGAGGACGAGCUCGUUCAGGACAUCACUCAGCACCUAUUUUUCCUUCAAGUGAAGAAGCAGAUAUUGGAUGAGAAGAUUUCCUGUCCCCCGGAGGCAUCUGUCCUCCUUGCCUCUUACGCAGUCCAAGCCAAGUACGGUGACUACGACCCCACUGUUCACAAGCGUGGCUUCUUGGCCCAAGAAGAGUUGCUUCCAAAGCGGGUGAUAAACUUAUACCAAAUGACCCCGGAAAUGUGGGAAGAAAGAAUAACAGCUUGGUAUGGCCAACAUCGAGGCAGAGCCAGGGAUGAAGCUGAAAUGGAGUACCUGAAGAUUGCCCAGGACCUUGAGAUGUACGGCGUGAACUACUUUGCGAUCCGGAAUAAGAAAGGAACAGAGCUGCUGCUGGGCGUGGAUGCCUUGGGCCUGCACAUAUAUGAUAUGGAAAACAGGCUGACCCCCAAAAUUUCAUUUCCGUGGAAUGAGAUUCGGAACGUCUCUUACAGCGAUAAGGAGUUUACGAUAAAGCCUCUGGACAAAAAGAUUGACGUCUUCAAAUUCAACUCUUCAAAGCUGCGUGUGAAUAAGCUGAUCCUGCAGCUGUGCAUUGGAAACCACGACCUGUUCAUGAGGAGGAGGAAAGCAGACUCCCUGGAAGUCCAGCAGAUGAAAGCCCAGGCCCGGGAGGAGAAGGCCAGGAAACAGAUGGAACGCCAGCGUUUAGCUCGAGAGAAGCAGAUGCGAGAAGAGGCAGAGCGGACGAGGGACGAGUUGGAGAGGAGGCUGCUGCAGUUGAAAGAUGAGGCGACGAUGGCUAACGAAGCCUUGAUGAGAUCCGAAGAAACGGCCGACUUGCUGGCCGAGAAAGCUCAGAUCACGGAAGAGGAAGCGAAGCUCCUGGCUCAGAAAGCCGCCGAGGCAGAGCAGGAGAUGCAGCGGAUCAAAGCCACGGCCAUCCGGACCGAGGAGGAGAAACGGCUGAUGGAGCAGAAGGUGCUGGAGGCAGAGAUGCUGGCGCUGAAGAUGGCGGAAGAGUCGGAGCGAAGAGCGAAGGAGGCCGAUCAGCUCAAGCAGGACCUCCAGGAAGCUCGAGACUCUGAGCGAAGAGCCAAGCAGAAGCUGUUGGAAAUAACCAGCAAGUCGUCUUACACACAGCCAAUGAACUCAGGCUCAACGGCGCUCCCUGCUGACAUGCCAACCUUCAACCUCAUCAGCGAAAGCCUCUCCUUUGACUUCAAGGAUACCGACAUGAAGAGGUUGUCCAUGGAGAUAGAGAAAGAGAAGGUGGAGUACAUGGAGAAAAGCAAGCACCUCCAGGAGCAGCUGAACGAGCUGAAGACCGAGAUCGAGGCUCUGAAGCUGAAGGAGAGGGAGACGGCGAUGGACAUCUUGCACAGCGAGAACAACGAGCGGGGCAGCAGCAAGCACAACACCAUCAAGAAGCCUCAAGCCCAGGGCAGAAGACCUAUCUGCAUUUGAGACCUUCCAACUCACCUUGCAGAGCACAAAGUCCCGUGUGGCCUUCUUCGAGGAGCUCUAGUAAGUGAGCCGGUUCUUUGCUCCUGAGCCAGCGCCCGACUGAUGCGGACCCUCCGUUUGAGGACUCAGCCAUAGCCGGCCACGAAUCCCGGCUGCCCCCUGAACUGUGACCCCCUCUUCACGCGUUUUCGAAGAGUUUGACAUGACGCUCCCCUGCUUUGUACUUUGUAGUUUUUUUGGUUUUUAAUAAUCUUUGUAUAACACACGACUGUGAUAUACCAUUUAGCUUCUUCUUUCUUUCCUUUUUUAAAAAGUGUUUGUAUUGA